UGUUAACCGUAUCAUCGUCCAUCAUUGAAUAACAAACAUCAUGUUGUAACGAUUUUCAUUAAAUAAGACGAUGUUUUCCCAAAUUCCUUAAGUUCGAUCAUUGAAUUGUUAUAUAACAGUUCCAAAAUUUAUUUUGAGUUUCGUUGUUGUAAACACACAGUUUACUAGCUAUACAACUCUCUAUAAAUACACAGUUCAUUUUUCUGUAAAUAUGCUCUUUAUUUAGCUGCACUUGACAUACACGUAGAAGUUGCCUCUGCCGAGUUGCAGACUCAACUAAAUAUGCUGGUUUGUUGACCUCCGCUCUUAUAUACCUAACGAUUUCUCGCUAACAUCUCUCGAAGGCUCUUCUUUGAUUGUUUCAAUAGCGCAUAUUCCACAUACGGGCCAAGGAACAUGCUUUAGUCAUCGGCCUCUGCUUCUCACAACACUUUCGUGGUGGCAUUUUCGCCACAAUAUUAUAUUGAUUUUUUUUAGUAGUCAGUCUGCUUUACAUUUUCAUGAACACAACAAAUUCUGCACAAUCGAUUGUAAUUUUUCACAAAAAAAUAGUGCCAAAUUCACAUAUGGUCAAGGAGUGUAGCAUAAUUUAAGGCUGUUUAACCCCCUAAACCCAAACCUCAAGUAACUCACGGGUACCAUAUUGCACACACACAUAUUCACAAAUCCUUAUCAGCGCGGUUACUUGCCGGAAACGAGUUCCCAUUAAGUGCAUACACCUAUAUUCUUUCAAAGUUCGACCAACGUUUACCAUCAGCGUUAGCAAAAUAGGGCUCGCCGACACUGCCGUAUUGGACAUUAUGGCUGCAAAUCUACAGCAGCAACGCUUUAUCAACGAACAGCUGCGGCGAGAGGUCAAUGUGCCGCGCAUACAAACAUCAAAGGCCAGCAUGUUGUUGAUCAAAUAUAUGACGGACCAUGAGCCAGAAGAUUACCUGAUAAUGGGAUUCGCUAGUAAAAAGGCUGCAAAUUAAGAAAGCUGCAUCAAUGAAGUAUACUUUAUAUAAAAUAAAAAAAGUAAAUUGUUCCUAGAAUAUACAUGUAUGUAUGUGUGUAAGUAGUUGAAUGUUAUGAAAAUAUGAAAUUUAUGUAAAUAUCUAAUUAUGUACUUAGCCUCAGUGUUGUGCUGAAAGCAAACUAAAUGAAACUUUUUAUAAAACAUAUUAUACAUUCUAACUAACCUCAAUUCACUGGCAACUAAGAACUAUAACGCAUUGAAGCGAAAACCGUAAAUGAAUAAUUGUUAAAGAUUAACUAACGAUCUAUGUACUUAUAAGCCUAACCAUAAAACAUGGAAAUAUUGAAUACAAAAAUUCACAAUGGUUUAAGGAUUCAGCUAAUGCAUGCGCCUAAAAGCGUGCACCCUAAAAAAACAAAUUGCUAUGGAAAACCUUAUACAAAAUAAAAACUUGAAAAAUUGGCUAACAAAAGUAUAACAGUACAAUUACAAGAAUGUAG
Ceratitis capitata (Mediterranean fruit fly) is the source of this 1458-nucleotide messenger RNA. RefSeq names its product guanine nucleotide-binding protein subunit gamma-1. Gene Ontology annotation, biological process: G protein-coupled receptor signaling pathway. The transcript has 3 exons. NCBI's taxonomy places the organism in Eukaryota, Metazoa, Arthropoda, Insecta, Diptera, Tephritidae. Bases 801 to 974 code for a protein of 57 amino acids. The record is from RefSeq and is a predicted model, not a curated record.